Messenger RNA from Ceratosolen solmsi marchali, 1230 nucleotides. Its product is annotated as GTP-binding protein 10 homolog. The record is from RefSeq and is a predicted model, not a curated record. The transcript has 4 exons. Gene Ontology annotation, molecular function: magnesium ion binding; GTPase activity; GTP binding. Bases 50 to 1222 code for a protein of 390 amino acids. Gene Ontology annotation, cellular component: mitochondrion. Lineage: Eukaryota; Metazoa; Arthropoda; Insecta; Hymenoptera; Agaonidae.
AAUAAUUUUUUAAUUAAAAUUAAUUUCUAAAUUUUUUUCAGACAAAAAAAUGGUUUAUCUUACUUGUAUUUUAGGUUAUGCUAAAAAGAAAUCUAUUCCUAUGAGAAAUUAUCUUAUGAGUGGAUUCUUUGAUAAACUUCGAUUUCACAUAAGAGCUGGUACAGGAGGUUCUGGAUUAAGUAAAUAUGGUGGUAGAGGUGGUAGAGGAGGAAAUAUAUAUGUGAAAUCUAAAGACAAUGUUUCAUUAAAGGAUUUAUCCAAAUAUGUAAGAAAUAAUACAAUAGUUGCUGGUACUGGUUAUGACAGUUCCAAACAUGGAUUAUUGGGUGCAGCUGGAGAAGAUAUAAUAAUCAAUGUACCUGCAGGAGUUAUAGUCUACCAUGAAGAUGGUAACUUGAUAGGUGAAGUAAAUGAAUGUGAUAAAAAAUUGUUAGUAGCAUUAGGAGGAAUUGGAGGUUGUGAAGAAACAAAUUAUACAGGUCAAAAAGGAGAAUCUCAUAGUAUAAUUUUAGACUUAAAAUUAAUAUCUGACAUUAUAUUAGUUGGUUUUCCUAAUGCAGGAAAAAGUUCAUUGAUACGUUGUGUAUCAAAUGCAAAACCUAAAAUAGCUGCAUAUGCAUUUACAACUGUAAGACCUCAUCUUGGAAAAAUCAUGUAUGAUGACUUUCGGGAAAUUACAAUAGCAGAUUUACCAGGACUUAUUGAAGGAGCUCAUAAAAAUGUUGGAAUGGGACAGAAUGUUUUAAAACAUUUAGAAAGAUCAAAUAUGUUACUGUUUGUCAUUGACAUUCAAGGAUUUAUAUUAAAUUCAAAUCAUAAAUGGAGGAAUUGUUUAGAAACUAUUUUAUUAUUAAAUAAGGAAAUAGAACUUUAUAAGCCAGAAUUAUUAGAUAAACCUGCUAUGCUUAUAUUAAACAAAAUGGAUACAGAAAAUGCUGAGAAAAUUUGUAACGAUGUUUUACCAAAAUUGAAAAAUUUAGAAAAUUUAAAAAUUGAUUUUCCAGAAAGUAUGUUUCCUAAAAAAUGUUUAAAUUUUCAAAAUAUUCUACCAAUGUCUUUAAUUAACAAAGAUAAACAUGAAAUUGCUGUUCUCAAAAAACUUAUAAGAGAAAAUUUAGAUAAAAUAGCAGAGUUAGCAAAACUGGAAGAAAAUGAAGCAAUGAAGGAGGAGUUAACAAAAAAACUAAAAAAAGAACUUAAGAUAACUACUUCAUUUCUUUAAAUAAGAUA